AUGGAUUUUGAAAAGAAAAAUCCUGUGGUCCACACACUUUCAAUGGACCCAUCAUACAUGUCCGGUAGUGAAAAUGCCGGAAUGGAUGUCAAAAACGCACCAUGGACUCUCACCAUUGAACAAGCAGCCAGUGCGUUUGAGACAAAUACUACUAGUGGUAUUACUCACGACGAAGCCAAGAAAAGACUAGAAAUCUAUGGUCCUAACCAGCUUGACCAGGGUGAAGGUGUCUCUAUGAUCAAGGUAUUUUUACGGCAAGUAUGCAACGCUAUGAUUCUAGUUCUUGUGAUUUCAAUGGCCAUCUCAUUUGGUAUUAAAGAUUGGAUUGCCGGUGGAGUUAUCGCCGGUGUUAUUGGCAUUAAUGUGGUUGUUGGUUUUAUCCAAGAGUACAAUGCUGAAAAAACCAUGGACUCUCUCCGAUCUCUUUCUUCUCCAACAGCCAGAGUCAUUCGUAAUGGUACCGAUGAAACUAUUCCUUCAAUUGAGGUUGUUCCUGGAGAUCUGAUUAGUGUCAAAGUUGGUGACACUAUCCCUUCGGACUUUAGAGUCAUUGAUUCUAUGAACUUUGAAACUGACGAGGCUCUUCUUACUGGUGAGUCGCUUCCUGUUGCCAAAGAGCAAAUUCCAAUUUUUCCUCUUGAAUGUGGUGUUGGAGACCGUAUCAAUAUGGCCUAUUCUUCGUCAAUUGUUACCAAGGGCCGUGCAAUUGGUAUUUGUACAAGUACUGGUAUGCAUACGGAAAUUGGUGUCAUUGCUAUGUCCCUCCGCUCCCAAAAUAAAGGUUUUCGCCCUGUCAAGCGCGACGAGUUUGGCAAGGCCCGCAAGCGUGAUUAUGUUGGUGCUUUUGUCGGAACUGUUAAAGAUGCAAUUGGUGCCUUCCUUGGUGUUAAUGUCGGCACCCCUCUCCACAGAAAGCUUGCUCAGCUUGCUAUUUUUCUGUUUGGUGUCGCUGUUGUCUUUGCAAUUGUUGUUAUGGCUGCCCAAAAAUUUAAAGUUAACAAGGAAGUUGCUAUCUACGCCAUUGCUGUUGCUCUUUCUAUGAUUCCUGCCUCUCUUGUAGUUGUCCUUACUAUUACUAUGGCCGUUGGAACUAAGAUUAUGGUUAGCCGUAAUGUUAUUGUUCGUAAACUUGACUCUCUUGAAGCUCUUGGUGCUGUUAAUGACAUUUGCUCUGAUAAGACUGGUACCUUAACGCAAGGUAAGAUGGUUGGACGCAAGGUUUGGAUUCCCACUGUUGGUACCUACCAAGUUGUUAACUCUACUGAGGCUUUCAACCCAACAAUCGGUCAGGUUACCUUUUCGCCAAACACACCUUUUGAAGACGGCUCUGAAGAUGAUAUUCACCAGAACAUCCCGGAACCUUUCUCUAAGAAAUUCACUGAAUGGCUUGAUGUUGCUUCUCUUGCUAACAUUGCCAAAGUCCACUAUGAAAUUGACGAAAGUGGAGCCCACAUUUGGAAAGCUAACGGUGACCCUACUGAAAUUGCUAUUCAAGUCUUUACACACAGAAUGGAUUGGCAGAGACCUAAGUGGACUGAAGGUGAUAGUCCAAAAUUUUCUCAUCUUGCUGAAUACCCCUUUGACUCCUCCAUUAAGCGCAUGACAGCUGUUUACAAGGAAAACGCUACUGGUCUUACCCACAUCUUUACCAAAGGUGCGGUGGAACGUGUUUUGAACUGCUGCUCUACUUGGUAUGGUGGCUCUAACCCUGACGAAAAUGGAAUUUCUCCUCUUACUGAAGAGGAUAAGGAAUUUGUCCUGAAAAAUAUGGAUGCCCUUGCUAAGCAAGGUCUGCGCGUUUUGUCAUUUUCUAGAAAGCUUUAUGAUGGUCCUGAAAAUACAGACUGGAAGGAGUUGGAACGUGGAAACCUGGAAAAAGAUCUUCACUUCCUUGGACUCAUUGGUAUUUACGAUCCUCCCCGUAUUGAAUCUGCUGGUGCUGUCAAGUUGUGUCACAAGGCUGGUAUUAAUGUUCACAUGCUUACAGGUGACCAUCCCGGUACUGCCAAAUCCAUUGCUCAGGAAGUUGGAAUUCUUCCUCACAAUUUGUACCAUUAUCCAGAAGAUGUUGUUAAAGUUAUGGUCAUGACUGCUCACCAAUUUGAUUCACUUUCUGAUGAUGAAAUUGAUGCACUUCCUGUUUUGCCUCUUGUUAUUGCCCGUUGUGCCCCUCAAACAAAGGUCCGCAUGAUUGAUGCACUCCAUAGACGCAAGGCUUUCUGUGCCAUGACCGGUGAUGGUGUUAACGACUCUCCUUCUUUGAAACGUGCUGAUGUUGGUAUUGCCAUGGGUAUUGCUGGUUCUGAUGUUGCUAAGGAUGCUUCUGAUAUUGUCUUGUCGGACGAUAACUUUGCUUCGAUUCUGAAUGCGGUUGAAGAAGGUCGUCGUAUGGCUGCAAACAUUCAAAAGUUUGUUUUGCACUUGCUCGCUGGUAAUAUUGCUCAAGCUUUGUUUUUGCUCAUUGGUCUUGUUUUCCAGGAUGAGGAUGGAAUUUCUGUUUUCCCUCUUUCUCCGGUUGAAGUUCUUUGGGUUAUUAUGAUCACUUCUUCUUUCCCUGCUAUGGGUCUUGGUGUUGAAGCUGCAGCACCGGAUAUUAUGGAACGUCCUCCUGUUGAUCCCAAAGCUGGUGUUUUUACUUGGGAGGUCAUUGUCGAUAUGCUUGUUUACGGUUUCUGGAUUGCUGGUGUCUGUAUCUUUUCGUUUGUCGUUGUUGUUUACAAGGAUGGAACUGGCAAAGAUGUUUUGGGCAAGAACUGUAAUAACAAGUACACUGACGUAUGCGAGCAUGUGUUCCGUGGUCGUUCUGCUUCAUUCUUGACUAUGACUUGGUGUCUGUUACUUCUUGCUUGGGAAGUUAUUGACAUGAGACGAUCACUCUUUAGAAUGCACCCUGAAACUGAUACACCAUACACUCAAGUGUUUAGAGACUUGUGGAGCAAUCAGUUUUUGUUUUGGUCUGUUAUUCUUGGAUUUGUUUCUGCUCCUCCAUUGAUUUACAUUCCGGUCAUUAAUAAGGAUGUUUUCAAGCAUGGUCCUAUUGGAUGGGAAUGGGGUAUCAGUGUUGCAUCAAUCUUUAUUUUCAUGAUUGGCGCCGAGUCUUACAAGUAUUUUAAGCGCAUUUAUUACAGACGCAACGCAGAAAAGGUCAAAAAUCCUCAAGACGAUUUGGAGAAUUCUCCAUUUGCAAAGUAUGCAUCUCUUUCAAGACAAAACACAAUGGAGCAUCAGACUGUCAUUAUCGGGGCUGCCAAGAAAUAA
Magnusiomyces paraingens is the source of this 3258-nucleotide messenger RNA. RefSeq lists its product as uncharacterized. The record is from RefSeq and is a predicted model, not a curated record. NCBI's taxonomy places the organism in Eukaryota, Fungi, Ascomycota, Dipodascomycetes, Dipodascales, Dipodascaceae. The transcript has 2 exons. Gene Ontology annotation, biological process: intracellular calcium ion homeostasis; calcium ion transmembrane transport. Gene Ontology annotation, molecular function: ATP binding; P-type calcium transporter activity; ATP hydrolysis activity. Bases 1 to 3258 code for a protein of 1085 amino acids. Gene Ontology annotation, cellular component: plasma membrane.